Tricharina praecox is the source of this 648-nucleotide messenger RNA. RefSeq lists its product as uncharacterized. The coding region runs from base 229 to 603 and encodes 124 amino acids. Lineage: Eukaryota; Fungi; Ascomycota; Pezizomycetes; Pezizales; Pyronemataceae. The transcript has a single exon. The record is from RefSeq and is a predicted model, not a curated record.
GGUGAGAAGUGUGGGGUUUUGGUGUUGUAUCGACGACGAGAACCGGGGAUGUGGGGCAGGAGGAUCAACGCAGAAGAGUUGAAGUGAAGAAGGAAUCAAGUGGGUAGUUGAUGUCCUUGGGUCUGGUUUGGAUUAUUUUUCAGGGGCGCUCGACUUCACGGGAUUCGUAGGAGAGGGAGCGAGGCAGGAUAGCGGGAGGGCUUUCCCGCUUGGAGCUGGGUUGGAUGGAUGGUUGGAUGGAUGGUUGGAUGGUUGGCUGGGUGGAUGGUUGGAUACCUCCUAAGUACCUAUGCGAUAGGGGAGAUAUGCGAGGACGACGACGCCGACUGCCUUGUGAUGAUUGAGGUGAAGCUGCUGGACGCGGGGAAGCCGAGAGUCCCGUUGGAGUGUGAAGAAGCAGAAAUCUCAGACGACGAACGACAGCUUUCUUUCUUUCUUCUUUCUUUCUUCUCGCACUUUCACGGCGGUCGGCGAAGGAGAAGAAUACGGACGACAGUUCUUUGGGAACGGGGGGUGGGUUUGAAGGGAAGCUAUCGGACUGGGAGCAGACUAUUGUCUUUUAGCAGCUCUGUAUGGCGGCGGACGAUGCUGAAAGCACUCUAGAGAAAGAUGUUCAGCAGUUGCUGAGUGGGCGCUGGCAGUCUGCAG